CCCCAACGUCAUCCGGCCGAACGCUCCCCAAGUCUAAACUCUACCCGGCAGGACUGCAACACGUUGUCACUCAUCAUCACAUUGGCCCCCCGGGAGGAGCCAUGGUCGCAGCGGCAGUAUUGUCCAAGACUCCCCAACGAGAUAGGCGCGCCAGCACGACCGAGACGCCCCACUCCGCAAAGAAGCGUCUCAAUGGGCUGUGGGAAGACGGCCAGUGGUGGUGCAACUGUGAGCCCCGCAAGCCGGCCACCCUGCGCGAGGUGAAGAAGGACACCCCCAACAAGGGCAAGCUGUUCUGGACGUGCUCAACCUACCCAUUCUGCAAGUUCUUCCUCUGGAGGGACGAGGCCUCUCUCCGAGAGGACGGGCUCCCAUCGGGUACUCACGGCGGCGGCGCCGGCGCCGGCGUGUCGUUGGCCGCUGUGGAGGAGACCGAAGCGCAGCAGCCUCUGCCAAAGCCAAGAACGCCGAGCUUCACCCAGCGGCCCCUGACUUCGUUUGGAGUCCAGCUCACGUCCACCCAGCGGCACCCGGGACUUGACGAGCCCGUAGCAGGUGCAGAUACAGAGCAGACCGGUCGCAGCAGCGGUCGCAGCAGCGGUGAAGACAAGGCUCCUCGUACUAGCAGCUCUCAUACACUGGGCAUGGAGACACCAUGUCCCACCCCUUCUAAGCGGAAGAGAAGCGCGUUCGAGCCGCGAAACGGCGGCGGUGACAACGCAGAGCUCUUCAGCGACCUGGACUCGGACGACGAGCGUCAGCUAGCGGAUCUGGCUGAUCGGAGCGCCGAAAAGGUUCGACAAAGGGCAGACAACACCUUUACCACCACCCCAAGCGUGAAUCGGGCCAUCGACGCGGAACAGGGUCUGCGCACACCAUCCGUCGCUCGCACCCUCUUCACAGGGCCUAGCACCAAGCGCCAAAAGACCGUCUCGUUCGAGCAGCAGGAGCAGCUGGCGACCCCGACCGCCGUAUCUGGCAUCCCCACGCCGGCAAAAACCCCCUCGACAUCAUCAUCAAGGACCACCGGCCUGCAGCAGUCAGCAACAACACCGUCCAGCAGCCCAGCCGACCCCGCUCACGAUCCUACGGACGAGAUCAUGGCGAUCCUUCGCGGCAGCAACGUACUUGACCCGGCAGUCCUCCACUCUGUGCAAGACCUGCUCGUUGCGUCGGCCCGUCGCACAAGGGGCCUCCUGAUGGGCCGGGAUUCGGCUCGCGCCUCGCUUAAGCACAAGGACGAACGUAUCGCCCAGCUCCAGGAGCGCAUCGUUGCAUUGGAGAACAGAGAGCGUUUCCACACUAGGCAGCUAACCAAUAUCAAGGCCCAGCUCACACCGAUGCCCGAUGACAGUUCGUAAGCAGAUGAUUCGCGGCGUUUGGGAGUAGGAGUAAAUUGGACUGUACAGCGGGUUUUCCUUUGGCGUCCGUCUCUCGCCCAAUGAUGGGGUGCUCAUGUCCGCAAAGCAAGGAUGGCACUAAGCCUAGAACUAGCAGUUGAAGCCAGCCAUGCUGUGAGACAACGCUCCGCCGGGCAUUUCGAUCUGGAGGAGAGCUUUUAGUAUCGGUGGUUGGGAAAAGCGAUGGCGCCUCUUGCUUGUAAUCUUGUUUUCAGAUUGCUACAGAAACUCAGCUCCUCCCAUGCUCAAUUACACGUGUACACAUCCGC
Molecule: messenger RNA, 1669 nt
Organism: Purpureocillium takamizusanense
Lineage: Eukaryota; Fungi; Ascomycota; Sordariomycetes; Hypocreales; Ophiocordycipitaceae
Exons: 2
Coding region: 102-1361 (419 amino acids)
Molecular function (GO): zinc ion binding
Source: RefSeq, a predicted model, not a curated record